GGUUCCUUUACUCCCCUUGAGGACGGAAGUUCCGUAGCUGUCUAGGCGCUCGGCGACCAGCCUUUCCGGGGGUGCUUCAGAAGACCGGGACACCGGGACACCGGGACCAUGCGCUCCGUGGCCGGUCUCCUCGCAGUGGUCGCCGCCGCUACUUUUUAUCUCUACCUGCUGUCGUCGUUUCUGCCACCGGGACCGCAGCGCCUGGGAGCGGAGAUCGAGGACGGAGAGCGAGAGGAAGACGCCGGGGAGGCGAGAGAUCGCGGGUACGGAUACGGCCUGAAGUUCCCGUCGGACCUGGAGGAGCUGCGUGUGCAGGCAGCGCUGUUGCGUUUCUACCGAGCAGAGCAUGCGAGCUACGUGCUGCUGCUCUUCUGCAGCGCGUACCUCUACAAGCAGGCCUUCGCCAUUCCAGGCUCCUCCUUCCUGAACAUGCUGGCAGGGGCGCUGUUUGGGCCGUGGGAGGGCCUCUUCCUGGCCUGUGUCCUCACCACUGUGGGCUCCACGCUCUGCUACUUCCUGUCCCAGGCCUUCGGGAAACAGCACGUCAUUCGCCUCUUUCCUGACAAGGUGGCCUUGCUGCAGGAGAAGGUGGAGGAGAACCGCAGCAGCCUAUUCUUCUUCCUGCUGUUCCUGCGGCUCUUCCCCAUGACCCCCAACUGGUUCCUGAACAUGGCCUCCCCAGUGCUCAACGUUCCCGUCACCAUGUUCUUCUGUUCCGUCUUCAUUGGCCUCAUUCCAUACAACUUCAUCUGCGUGCGCACGGGUGCCGUGCUCUCCGAGAUCUCCUCCCUGGACGACAUCUUCACCUGGGCCAGGGCCCUGCAGCUGCUGGCCAUCGCCUGCGCAGCCCUCCUGCCCAGUGCCCUCCUCCGCCGCUGUGCCCACAGCCGCUUCCAACUGGACGGGCUGCAGAGCAAUGGCAUGAGACCUCACCACAAGAGCACUUGAACCGCAUUGCACACCCGCCACCGGCAACCAGGACAGGAAUGUACACACCACAUGCUUUUAUGAAGUCUGGGAGCAAGGCACUUCAUUAAGAGGACACACACACACACACACACACACACACACACACACACACACACACACACACACACACACACACACACACACACACACACACCAAAGAAAUUUAACACAUCCUGUACAGCUGUUGUGGAAUUGUGGGGUUUCUUUGCCUUUUUCAACACCUUGAUUGGUUUUUUCAGAGCGGAGGAGCUCUCACUGUUAAUUGCUGUUAUUAAGGUGUUAUUACUGGUGCCUGCGAGUUUGUGUGUGAUAGGGUCUGCACAUCUGCACGUCUCUGUGUCCCACCAGUGAGCGCCUCACUGCUUGAGUCCCGGAACAAAUCAGGGCGGCUGGCCGUCCCGUGGAGAGGAGCACAAUCAUCUAUGAGGCAGCAGUUAUACAAGACACGCUGUAGAAAAUCUCCGCUGUUCACAAGAACCCAUCAUAAUGAGCACCAGAUACACACCCUGACCUGAAGCGUAUGUGUGUGUGGGGGUUCAGUCAUCACGCUGCUGGAUUUUAACAGACCACUGUGUAGUGUCAUAUUUUGAUGUGAAGAGCACUAUAAUGCAAACUAUCACAUGUAUUUUUAAGAAACUUGGGUGUUUUUUUUUUUUUGUUAUAUAUAUCUUCCCCUCUUUGAAAUUUGACAUCAGAUAACAAAGCUCUGCAUCAGUGGUGCUGUUUUCACACCGUUUUUGAGGACAUAGAGAUCAGACACAGUUUCCUGUAAGGUUUGUGUCCAUCCUGGCUUUCUUAACCUGUCAGUUUACGUGAGCUUCACUUUGGCCGGCUCUACAAGGGUUCCUAGUGAUCUGAAUGAGUCUCUCAACCUUUGUAAAGGGACUUCUGGUCUGUGGGUGGUUUCUCCUGCUUUGUGGGAGGGGUUUCAUGUUUAUGGGUGGAGUUUCUCUUGCAUUGUGGGAGGGGCUUCUGUGGCUGUGUGGGUUGGGCAUGUUUAAUAUGGAAAACUAACAGAUAUUCUUUGAUACUCAACAAAGUGCCUUGAUAGAAUUAGAAACUUCCCUUGGGGUUGCCAUGGUGACCUGGGCAGCCUUCUCCCCAUAGCCAGGGCCCAGGCAUUGUGGUGUUAGUGAAAUAUGCCAUGUAAACUUGAGUAAGGAAUUUGAGGUAUGCAGACACCCCACAGGACACAGUUGUACCCUCCACAUCCCUGAUUACCAUGAAAGCAGUGAAGUGUAUUGAGGGAAACGUCUAGGAGCUGCGGAGUUUGUUUUGAAGAGGGAGAUCAAUUAAUCGAAUGGAUUAGCUGGUCAGAUCUGUGUGUGCCUUCAGAGCCUUGGAACACAACCUCGCAGGUUGACAGCAGGCGUUUUCAAAGGUCUGUCUACGAUCGUGCCGUCGUUCUAGAAAGACCUCACAGUAACUUGAUAUGAUAUUACCUGCCUACAGGUUACAGAUAGUAUCGCCUUCACGGCCCUGCAGCACAGCGUGAACCCAGUAGUGUGGAAAGCAGUAAGUCCUGCUGUGAGACAGUGAUGUGUAACGCAAGCAGAGUGGGGCCCAAGCAUCCUCAGAGUUGCGAGAGGUAUAUGUUUCUUGAAGUUUACAGAAUGUCCUGCUACUGAUUUGGCCAUAUUUACCUUUAUUUCACACAUCAAGUCGUGUGUUCAGGACACUGCUGUAGAGUUAUAAUAAAGAACAUGCAGCUGAGGGGGAACAUUAUGUUUUAUAGUAUUAUGUUCUAUAUAGAUAAUGUUCUCAUUUUAACAUACAGCUCAUCCAUAAAGUGCUUUCCUGCGGCUGAGCUUUAGGUUACGUUAGCUCCUGAGCUCACCUUGUGCCAAAUGUGUAGGCGUGACCUGUAACCUUGAGAGCAGCCUGAAACGUACAACCUGCUGAGGCCCAUCGGACAGUUCAACCGGUGGUUAUGCGUGCCGUUUCCUGUUUUUGCAGGGUGAUGAACCACUGAGGGGCUUUGGGGUCACCUUGCCGGGGACUCGUUGCAGCUCCAAGUUUGCAAGUUAACUAUUAAGUUGGCAGCAUCAUGGACUCCCGUGUAUGUCCACAAAAGUACUUUGGUACCCUUUUCCCUGGAGAAAGGCUCAACCCCCAAUCCUAGUGGAUGUACUAAUUUCAUUACAAGGUUCUCCACAGGUGGCUCUGCAACUGUAGCUGCAGGAGUCUGCCAUGAACCUCCAGGUUAUCAGGCCAUUACUAAUCCAGCCAGUCUUGUUUUUCUCAGUGUUCUUAGGUAAAUGUCUUUCUGCUUUACAGUAUAAAGUACACCACGGACAGCAAGCGCAGUCUCCCUGUGUGGAGGCGCCCCUUUCUGUCCCGAGGGGCUCUUGCUAACGUUGUGUCUCUGCUGCUGCCCUUUUCCCGUCACACAUCACUCGGCUGUCCUUCUCUGUGGACCAGAGCAUCCUUUUCUGCUUUCUGUUGUGCUGCGCUUUUUUUAAAUAUUAAAAACGGGCGUAUUCAAGCACAGUCUUCCCGGUGGUGUAUCCCCGUGGAGUCCUGCUGUCCCUGAAGAUGACUGCAUGUGAAACUAUUGUCACCUGUCAAUAAGUGGACCUGUUUUAUAAUUAUUAUAUAAAAUGAGUACUUAUCACCAAAAUGUGCCCAGUGUGGUAAUUUGGAUUUGUAACCGCUGUGUUUUUAAGGAAGAGGAAUAACAUCAACUA
Scleropages formosus (Asian bonytongue) is the source of this 3656-nucleotide messenger RNA. Its product is annotated as transmembrane protein 41A-A-like. Bases 109 to 948 code for a protein of 279 amino acids. NCBI's taxonomy places the organism in Eukaryota, Metazoa, Chordata, Actinopteri, Osteoglossiformes, Osteoglossidae. The record is from RefSeq and is a predicted model, not a curated record. The transcript is spliced from 5 exons.